UCUCUUCCAUUGUAGCCCCCCAACCUCAUCCCCAUUGCUUGCUAGCCAGCAAGCUACCUGAUCUCGUGGCGGCAAUGGCGAGGAACUGCAGAGCUCCCGCCGCAGCGUUCAUGGCGCCGCUGCUGGUGGCGGCGGCGGUGGUGGUGUCGUUCUUGGGCGGCGGGGCGGAGGCCAGGAAGUCGAGCAACAUCACGGUGGUCGGCUCCGUCUACUGCGACGCCUGCUCCAACAACACCUUCUCCAAGCACAGCUUCUUCCUCAAAGGGGCUCGGGUGCUGAUCCAGUGCAACUUCAAGGUGAACUCCAGCGCGGCGCCGGAGGAGAUCUCGCUGGAGGCGGAGCGCACCACGGACCAGCACGGCGUGUACAAGUUGGACGUGCCCCCCGUGGACGGCUUCGAGUGCCGGGAGGGCCACGAGCUCCGGUCGGCGUGCCGCGCCACGCUCGUCCGGAGCUCAUCGGCCGCCUGCAACGUCCCGGGCCUCCGCGGCUCCACGCAGCACAUCGCGCUCCGGGGCCCCCGCGGCGCCGCCGCCUGCUUCCUCAACCUCAACGCGCUCAACUUCCGCCCCGCCAAGCGGGACCGUAAGCUCUGCCACGGCGGCGGCAGCAAUGCGUUCGGGUCGUCGCUCUUCUUCUGGCCGUUCCUGCCGCUCUUCUGGCCGCCGCCGCUCGGGCUCCCGUCGCCCGCCGCGCCGGGAGCCGCCGGAGGGACGGUGUCGUUCCCGUGGCCGUUCCACGUGCCGGAGUGGCUGGUGCCGUUCCUGCGCCCGCCCUUCCUGCCUUUCCCGCUCUACCAGCCGGCGCCGGUGUCAUCAACGGCGCCGCCCCCGUUCGAACGUUUCCCGCCACCACAACGAACGGCUGCUCGGCCGUAAACCCGCCGGCCGGUUCCAGAACCUCAGGACAAGCGUGACAAGACACGGGAUUUCAGCCUUCUUGGGAAGAUCAAUGUUAGAUUUUUCAUUUCUUGCUUGACUGCUUGUCAUGCAUGCUAGGUGUUCGUUGCCAUUGUCCAUUGGCAUGCUGUUCGUUGACCUGAUGAAUGAAUUCAUGUGGUACUAAUUCGUAGUCAUGGUCACUAUUAGCCUUCUCGAUUUUCUUUUCAGUUGCCCAAUUUGCAUGUGGCACGAUGGGAUACGUGCACACAUGUCUGUAACCGAUUGCUGGAGAUAGAGCUGAUCAGAAUCGCUGCUUUGUCGCUUC
Messenger RNA from Triticum aestivum (bread wheat), 1206 nucleotides. RefSeq names its product olee1-like protein. Lineage: Eukaryota; Viridiplantae; Streptophyta; Magnoliopsida; Poales; Poaceae. The record is from RefSeq and is a predicted model, not a curated record. Bases 75 to 878 code for a protein of 267 amino acids. The transcript is spliced from 2 exons.